Messenger RNA from Pleurotus ostreatus (oyster mushroom), 1953 nucleotides. RefSeq lists its product as uncharacterized. The coding region runs from base 1 to 1953 and encodes 650 amino acids. NCBI's taxonomy places the organism in Eukaryota, Fungi, Basidiomycota, Agaricomycetes, Agaricales, Pleurotaceae. The transcript has 3 exons. The record is from RefSeq and is a predicted model, not a curated record.
AUGCCUCUCGUGGUCCCGCUCCUGCGCAUCGUCAUGGUGUUCUUGAACGUGUACGAUUCGUUCAAGACACUCAAGGCGCCCCCGAUUUCGUCUCGCACUGGGGGACGCUCGAGCAUUAGAGGGAAGACGCAGAGAAAACGCGACAUGAAAGGCUGUCUGGCCGUGUGGGUCGUUUGGUGCUGUUUUGUGUCAUACGAACGUUUCCUUGAGCGUGUCGUUAGCCUAUUCAUUCCAUUCUACGACGAGAUGAAAUCGCUGGUAAUGCUAUUCUUAAUAUUGACCCGCGCCAGAGGCGCGGAACCUAUCUACUUGCAUGUCAUACGACCGCUGCUCAAACCCUACACGUCGACGCUCGACAUAUGUCUUGACCUCGUAUGCAUGAUCGGGGACAUGAUAUUCACAGCCUUCAUGAUGCCGAUUCACCUGUGUCUUCCCUACUGGAAUUAUUUCUUCGGCAAUGGCUCCGAGGCGACUGGCGUCCAUGGUGCUGCUUCCACGGCCUCACUGCUGAACCCGGCUACCCACUGCCUUUCCGUUGAAUCCAACGGGCACGCUAGCAAGCAAGCCAAUAAGCUUCGCCCGCCCGCUUCUAAGAAAUCCAGUCGAAGCCUGAUAGUUGCCGACUCAAAACAACCGACGGACCUUCGUCGCUAUCCCGCAUCAGAGAUAACGCGUGCUGGAAAUUCUGUGAGAUCUCAGACUGCCGGCGCAGGUACAUCGAAGAAACCAACUGCCCUACGUCCAAAGAACUCUCGCGUUGCCUCUCAGCCUCAGCCCCAGCCCCGUCCACGAUCCCAGCGGAAAACGAGCGGGUCCGUCUCGGAGCCUCAGCCUGCGGUGUGGCAGCCGUCUGCUGCUUAUCAAGAUUCUGACGAGGAAGUCCGAACAUCAGCGCCGUCUGAUCCCACCGCAACGCCGCAGACGCCUGCUCAUGCGACUACAGUUUCGGGACUACCGGUGACCGCCGAAGAGCAAACUGAGGAAUGGAGGAAAUAUCCUCCAUUGCCCUCUGCCUACCCACCGACCCCUCUUGUGGUCGCUGCCCCCCUCACAGCGGCCACUUCGGACAAGCCGGCUUCCGAUGGUGUUCUCCCGAUCAUAGAAGAGCCCAGCGAAGCAUCUGACAAUGAGGGUCACGUAAAUGAUCAAGAGCCCGCUCUUGAACCGGAGGAAGACAUCAGCAGCGAUGAGGACGACAGUGACCAGGAUUUUGAUGCCACCAUGCGAACGCCAAGAAAGAAUCGGCUAGCAGGCGCUGGCGUGUACAAUGAUGACGCGGGAAUGGCAUCCUCUGCCUCGUCAUCAUCGUCAAGCAUUCAUUCGCGGUCGACGACAUUAGAUACCAUCGACAACGCGUCGUCCUUACGGACAGGCACGACAUCCGAGUCCGAAGCCCUGUCGUUCUCGGAUUCUUCCUCAGGCACGAGAAAUCGUUUGCAUUCAAGAACCACGGCUUUCAAAGCAGGAAAUGGGAACAAGGUCCUCGAGAAGGCCUCAUCGAAGACUUUGAACGGGCGAUCGACGAUUCGUGCCAAAUCUCAAAGCCAAGCUUACAUGGUUAAAAUGUCUCAACAGCAGAUAGUUCGCUCGAUGAGCGUCUCCACCGUUAGCGACGAUGACUCAGAUGCCCCUCCCCUCGGCGAUGAGAAUACGGAAACGAGUUCUCUUGUUGAUACAGCCGUGAAGGCGAAAAGGCGAAAAGUCCUCCCUCUACGGAACCCUCCAUCAGCGAACGGCGCUCGUACGACUCGUGCAGCUGCUAAAGGCCGCGAUGGUAAGAUUGCUGUUGCGAAGGAGAAGGCUCCGACAGAAAGGAUCAAGUCUUCAGGUCCCAAGCCACGAGCAGGCAGGCAGGCAGCUGUUGUUCCCCAGACACGCCCCGUUCAAUCAGCGGGAACGUCUGGAGAGACGGAUGAGCCACAGCCACCAUCGCAACGGACAAUUAGGAGGUGA